GGGGCGGAGCCAUGAGUUAGCCUGGUGGGGCGGUGUGGAGCCGCCUCUCAGGCCUGGCGUCGGCCCACCUCAUCGACGGGGGACGGAAGUCUCAGCCCGGCUCUGUCUCCCCCGGGAACCCGGACCGAGCGCCGAGCCUCGCCCCACGGGGCGGCCAGGCCCGGGCGUGCUCCGGCACCGGCGGCACCAUGAAGCGUAUGGGGACUCUGCGCCAGCUUUCGGAUCUCAGCCACUUUAGCGGCGCGGCCCGGCUCCGGGAGUUGCUGGCCGCGGACCCAGCCAUAAAAGUCCGCUGCAGCCCAGACGGCCGCCACCUGCUGCUCCUCCGAUCCCCGGGGGCGCCGUGCCCACAGCUGCUGGUGGCGGUGCGUGGCUCCGACGCGGAGCUGGAGCGUGCCUGGCCCGCUGGCCACCCCUCACCGCUAGACGCCUUCUUCCUGCCGUGGCCGGCGCGACCGGCGCUGGUCCUGGUGUGGGAGAGUGGCCUAGCCGAGGUGUGGGGCGCCGGGGUGGGGCCUGGCUGGCGGCUGCUGAGGAGUACCGAGCUGUGUCCAGCCGGUGGAGCCUAUGUGGUGGCCGUGGCGGUGCUCCGAGGCCGCCUGGUGUGGUGCGAGGAGCGUCAGGCUGGCGCGGAGGGCCAGCUGGGACCGCCUGCUGCUUUCAGCCAUUGCGUGUGCUUCCGAACCCUGGAGCCCAACGGAGAGGGCGGCACCAACCUGGGCCGCACACAUGUCUUGCUGCACCACUGCCCCUCUUUUGGACUGCUGGCCUCCCGCAAGGACCUCUUCCUGGUGCCCACUGCCACCACCUGGCCUGGUGUGGGUCAUAUUCUGCUCACUUGGAGCCCAGGCAAGGGCAAGGUGAUGGUGGUUGCCCCAUGUCUUGGCCUCUCCCACUGUAAGAGCCUGAAUCCCGUACGAGGGGACACAUGGGACUUCCGGACACUGCUCCGAGGCCUUCCUGGGCUGCUGUCCCCCAUGAAGCCAUUGACUGUACAUACCUGGGCCCCAACUCCCCAGGGCCUGCUAUUGCUUGACUUCAGGGGCACUGUGAGCCUGGUGCAGACCCAUGGGGGUACCCGGACUGUAGGCACGCUGCAGGAGGCACCUGUAGGCCUGGCAGGGUCUGCAGCACUGGGAACAUUUCAUGGUACUCUGGCCUGUGUGCUGGGCUCCACGUUGGAACUGCUGGACAUGGGCAGCGGGCAGCUGCUGGAGAGAAAGGUCCUAAGUACAGACCGAGUACAUUUACUGGCACCCCCAGCCCCUGGCAUGGAGGAUGAGGAAGAGUUGGAGACCCGAGGGGGUCUUCGUUUGCUUUCAGCCUUGGGUUUGUUUCGAGUAGGCUGGGAAGCCCCACAGGGCCUUGAAGUGCCUUCAGCUGAAGACCUGGUGUUUGAGGAGGCCUGCGAGUACUACCAGCGGCGGAGCCUACGGGGUGCCCAGCUUACCCCAGAGGAACUGAAACACAACAGCACAUUCCGGGCGCCUCAGGCCCUGGCCUCCAUUCUCCAGGGACAUGUGUCCCCAUCUACACUAGUGACCACACUGAGGGCUGAGCUUCGAGAUUACCGGGCCUUAGAUCAGCUCAAAGCCCACCUGGUGGCUGGGGAUGAUGAGGAGGCUGGCUGGACUGAGCUGGCAGAGCACGAAGUGGCACGUUUGCUGAGGACCGAGUUGAUGGGAGACCAGCUGGUCCAGCUCAACACUGUUUUCCAAGCCCUUCCUACAGCAGCCUGGGGUGCAGUCCUCAGGGCCCUGCAGCUGCAGCCAGAUGGGAAUGGCAGGCUGAGGUCCCAUGCUCCCCCUGAUGUGUGGAAGAAGGUACUGGGGGGUACUUCAGCUGGAAAGGAACCCCCCAAUGGGAUACUGCCCCUCUUUGAACUCCUGUGCCAGUGCCUCUGCCGGCUGGAGCCUCGAUGGCUGCCACCCUUUGUGGAGUUGGCACAGCAGCAGGGUGGGCCGGGCUGGGGAGCAGGGGGCCCAGGGUUGCCCCUGUAUCGCCGAGCCCUGGCAGUACUGGGUGAGGAGGAGACCAGGUCUGAGGCCCUGGAGCUGGAGCUGCUCUUGGGCAGUGGGCGGCCCAAAGCUGUGCUCCAAGCUGUGGGCCAGCUGGUACAAAAGGAGCAGUGGCAGCGGGCCCUGGAGGCAGGCCUGGCCCUUGGCCCCUCCAGCCCCCUGCUUCGAAGCGAGAUCUUCAAACUGCUGUUGGCCGAAUUUGCCCGGCACCGCCGACUUGAUGCUUAUCUCCCCCACCUUCGCCGCCUAUGCCCACCAGACCUAACUCCAGCAGAGCUCCUGCUUCUAAUACGGACACACCUCCCAGAUGAGUUGGAGCCCCCCACCCCAUUCCCUAAGCCUGGGACAGAGCCCCCUCUCACUGUGGGGUUGCUCAGAGCCCUGCUGGAGCAGACUGGGGCUCAAGGACGGCCCUUGGGCCCGGUUCUAAGCCUGUAUGAGGACAUCCUAUGCGACCCGGGCACUCCACCCCCCACCCCACCUCGGGGACCCAUGACUACCCUCCAGACAUCAGACCACCCAGUCUUGGAGGCCUGGGCACCAUCUGGACAGGGCCUCUGUGUGACUGACACAGGCUAAAAAUUAUUUCUAGGACACAGCAGUCGGGAAGGUGCCUAGGAGUUGGUGGGGACCAGGGUGGGAGUUCUGCGUGCAAUAAUACUCUUCUCUUCUGGAACAAUUAAAAAAUAUAUACAUAAUAUAUAUAUGUAUUAAAUAUUGUCUAAGCGUCUAAGACCCUUGGAAUUUCCUAAGUGAUAGGAGUCUUUUGUUAUUCAUAAGGAGCCUUUUUAGAUCACACCUGCACAUAUGCUAAUGAGGUAAUUUAGGGUGGGGACACCCAGCCUAAGGAUGGGACUGGUCACCUGAAAGACCCAAGUGAUGAGAGGGUUGGCACUUUUAGCCCCAUCCCCAACAUCCUGGGAGGGGAGUGGGGCUAGAGAUUGAAAUCCAUAAAAAUCCUGAAUGAGGAAAUUUGGUAAAGCACAUUAAAGUGCUGGGAGGGUGACUUACUCAGAGAGGGCUUGGGAGCUGCACACACACAUACUCCCACCCUGUACUUUGCCCUAUGCAUCUCUUCCAUCUGGCUAUUCCUAAGUUAUAUCCUUUGCGUUUUGGGGGGUCUUAUUCUUUUUUUUUUUUUAUGUUUAUUUAUUUUUGAGAGGCAGA
Acinonyx jubatus (cheetah) is the source of this 3185-nucleotide messenger RNA. It is a transcript of the gene HPS6, whose product is annotated as HPS6 biogenesis of lysosomal organelles complex 2 subunit 3. The record is from RefSeq and is a predicted model, not a curated record. Gene Ontology annotation, biological process: lysosome localization; organelle organization; melanocyte differentiation. The transcript has a single exon. Lineage: Eukaryota; Metazoa; Chordata; Mammalia; Carnivora; Felidae. The coding region runs from base 189 to 2597 and encodes 802 amino acids. Gene Ontology annotation, cellular component: BLOC-2 complex; lysosomal membrane.